AUGUUAAAGGUCACAACACCUAUUUCAAGAUCAGCUAAUGUUCGAUCUGUUCAUCCUUUAAACAUCCCAGAGUCUGUUGAAGAUAUAUGCUUGAAUCGUGGAAGGAUUCCAAGCACAAUUGUACCAGUUGAUAAUCCUGGUUCUACUAAGCAGACAAUUCAAGAGAGGUGCCAAACAAGAGCUACAGAAGGUGAGCAUAAUUUGGCUUGUGUCCGAUUAGAAGAUGGUGCAAAUCAUACCACUACAAAAUCUCACACAAGAAGGGUUGACCCAUCUUGUAAUGCUCUCAAUGACUUAUCAACUUUUUUAGAAUUAUCCCCGCGAUCCCGCAAUAAAGAUCUUGCCACAUUAAAUUCCAUCCCAGGUAUUUGUAGAGACCAAAAUCUUGACAAUGAUAUCAUUAGAGGUUUAUUUGAUGACAACGAUCGGUCCAUAUCCAUUCUUUUCGACAGUGUUGAGAUUCUUCCUUUGGUUAAUGGAGAACAUACCAAUCCAUGUGAAGGGGAAGUUAAUUCUAAAAAAAACCCUUCAUGUGCUAUACAAGCAAGGCAAGAAGCUAUUAAUAACUCUGUUAUGAAUACUCUUCCUGGGCCUUAUGGACCUGGUGAAGCGCGAUCUCCAAGACUAAUACCGAUGGUUUCAUCUAUCUCAG
Ilex paraguariensis (yerba mate) is the source of this 652-nucleotide messenger RNA. Lineage: Eukaryota; Viridiplantae; Streptophyta; Magnoliopsida; Aquifoliales; Aquifoliaceae. The record is from the annotation of a GenBank genome assembly.